UUUCAAGAACGUGACAGUGGGUGGGCGUUGUCGCGAAUCAUGAAUCUUACAGUAAACAUCAAUAAGUGUAAUCCAUUGCGCGCAGGAUGUCGCUUCGAAGUGCCGCGAGAGAUAAUGACAAAGAGAGCGGUGAUUAACGUACGCUCGAUGGACAAUGCAUGCUUCGCAUGGUCGGUGGUCGCCGCUCUGUACCCAGCCGAAAGAAACGCGGAUCGCGAAUCUUCCUACCCACACUAUACGACGGUGCUGAAUUUCCAAAAUAUAGAAUUUCCUAUAACGUUAAAAGACAUAACAAAAUUUGAACGUCUCAACGACGUGUCCAUUAACGUAUACAUUAUCGAGAGACAAAAAACGCUAAACGUUCUCCCGAUACGACUCGCUGACGACAAAAAGGAGAAACAUGUUAAUUUACUAUAUUUGCGAGAUCCGCGAGACGACAAUGUGGGCCACUUCGCAUGGAUCAAGAAUAUUUCUCGGCUCAUGAGCUCGCAAUUGAAUAAACAUAACGGCCAAAAGUACAUUUGCGAUCGCUGUUUACAUUAUUUUCAUUCCAACGAGAGAUUGCAGUUACACAUGGUAGAUUGCGUACGUAUAAACGACUGCGCUAUUCGACUACCGAGCGACGACGACAAGUGGCUGAGCUUUAACAACUAUAAUAGGAAGGAACGAGUUCCAUUUGUCGUUUACGCUGAUCUGGAAUGCAUCCUCGAGAAAACUGAUAGCGAUCAGGAAGCAUCUACGCUCACGUAUCAACAUCAUCAUCAAGUAUUUAGCAUAGGAUACUACGUGCGCUGUUCAUACGACAAUUCGCUAUCAAAAUAUCGAUUUCGUCGCGAUCCGGAUUGCGUUUCAUGGUUCGUCGAAAAACUGAGAAGUUUAGCACAUUGCGUAAAAAGAAUUUUAGCAGCUAAUGUCCCCAUGGAAACUUUGUCGAGCGAACAGUGGGAGACAUUGCACAGCUAUGAUUCACAUUUUAUUAUCAAAGAAAUAGCUACAGCAUAUGAAGGCAGUAUAGAAUUACUACCAAUAACAAAGGAAAAAUAUAUAUCAUUUACAAAAAAUGUUCAAGAUACCGCUGAAAGAUCAGAUUCGCGAAAUAACAUAAAAUUACGGUUUAUCGAUUCUUAUAAAUUUUUAAGUACCAGUCUCGACAAAUUAGCAUCCUUUCUCAAUAAAAAUGAACUUCGAAUUUUACAAUGCGAAUUUCAAAAUUUGCCCGAAGAAGACUUCGAGUUACUGAUACGAAAAGGGAUUUUUCCAUACGAAUAUAUUGAUUGCGCCGAUAAGCUGCAGGAUACGCGUUUACCACCGCGCGAAUCAUUCUACAGUUCCUUGACCGGUGACACUGUAACCGAAAGCGAUUACGCGCACGCUGUGAACGUUUGGCAACAAUUCUCCGUUCAAACCUUGGGUGAAUACAGCGAUCUAUAUUUAAAAACGGACGUGUUGCUGUUAGCUGACAUAUUUGAAAAUUUUCGCGAUAAAUGUAUUGAAAGUUACGGUCUCGACCCUGCGUAUUAUUAUACUUUACCAGGUUUUACGUGGGACGCUAUGCUGAAACAUACACGCGUAAAUUUCGAAUUGCUCACUGACAUCGAUAUGGUGAUGUUUAUCGAGCGCGGUAUACGCGGCGGUCUUAGUCAAUGUUCCAGCAGGUACGCGCGAUCCAAUAACAAAUAUAUGCAGUCGUACGACCCGUCGAAACCUUCUACGUACUUGAUGUAUUUCGAUGUUAAUAAUCUAUACGGGUGGGCGAUGUGUCAACCGUUGCCAUACGCCAAAUUUCGAUGGGUCGAAAACAUCUCGGACUUUGACGUUAGCGCGAUUGCUCAGGAUUCGCUCACAGGUUACGUUCUUGAGGUCGACUUAGAAUAUCCGGAGCGUCUGCACGACGAGCACGUUGACCUACCAUUCUGUCCAACGCGUGAUAAACCACCUGGCAAGCGGCAGGAUAAACUUUUAGCGACUGUGUAUGACAAAAAACGUUACGUUAUACAUUAUCGCAAUUUGCAGCAGUGCAUGCGUCACGGUCUUCAUGUAACAAAGAUUCACCGCGUAUUGCAAUUCGCACAAUCACCAUGGAUUCGCGAGUACAAAGAACUUAAUACAAAAUUUAGAACGCUUGCGAAGAAUGAUUUUGAGAAAAAUUUAUUUAAGUUAAUGAAUAAUGCAGUAUUCGGCAAAACCAUGGAGAACGUGCGCAAUCACAUCGAUGUAAAAUUACUAACACAAUGGAAUGGACGAUACGGCGCAGAGACAAUGAUCGCGAAGCCGAAUUUUCACAGCAGAAAUGUAUUUUCUGAAAAUCUGAUAGCAAUUAAAAUGCGUAAACUUGAGGUGAAGUUCAACAAACCGAUCUACGUAGGAAUGUGUAUUCUCGAUAUAUCGAAGAUACUGAGUCUCAUAUAUCGCGUCGAGUGUGAUGAACAAAUGAAACGUGAUAUCGCUAGGUUCGAUACGAGUGAUUAUUCUACCGAUAAUGUGUAUGGUAUACCACUUGUAAAUAAAAAAGUGCUAGGCUUAAUGAAGGAUGAAAAUAAUAGCGCAAUAUUGACUGAAUUCGUUGGACUCAGAGCGAAAAUGUAUGCGUUGAGGGUGGAUGGUAAAAAAGAUACUAAAAAGGCAAAAGGUGUCAAAAAUCAAAAUUACAUCAAGUAUAUAUCUGAGACGAAAAUCGCUCUGAGUCCGUACGACGACAAACGAUACGUCAUACCGAAUUCAACCAAAACAUUACCAUGGGGACAUUAUCAAAUACCUUUGUAA
Molecule: messenger RNA, 2763 nt
Organism: Mycetomoellerius zeteki
Lineage: Eukaryota; Metazoa; Arthropoda; Insecta; Hymenoptera; Formicidae
Exons: 5
Coding region: 40-2763 (907 amino acids)
Biological process (GO): DNA replication
Molecular function (GO): nucleotide binding; DNA binding; DNA-directed DNA polymerase activity
Source: RefSeq, a predicted model, not a curated record